AUGUCCCAUCACUACAACGGCGACGACGAGGACUACUUCCUCCCGCUCGAGGACCAGCGAGUCUUUGGCGCUGGCAUUAAGAGGAAACGCGUCCCGUUCGUCCGUCCUUCUGACCAUGGCACUCUCAGCACGACGGCCGACCAGGCUUCUUCUUCCGCCGUGCGUCAGACAAGCGAGCCCGCGACCAGCGUCGCAGAUCGAUAUCUUUCCAUCGUGCUGCCCAAGCGGAGACAACUGGAAAAGAAUCAGAAACUAGAUUCGCAGGAGGAUAAGCUCCGCGACGAAACUGCCUCUGCUCCUCCGUCCUUGGGGGGAACGACGACGACGUCGCCCGCUCUGCUUCCGCCGGAGGGAGAAGAAUCCCCUGACGAUAAGAAGAAGAACACAAUAACUCACGACGAAACCGUUGUCGUCUCGCAGCAGCAGAAAAUCUGCGAUGUGUGCAACCUCCCCCUGACAGAAACUACGACCUCUUCUAGAGUCACCACCGAUGGCGACAAACCAAGAACGCCUCACGAAGCCUCCAUCGCGCACCAAGUCUGUCUGACGCACUCGCAUCCACCAUCCCAUCUAGACCGUGCCCGCCAUGGCUUUCGCUACCUCGCCUCAUACGGAUGGGAUCCAGACAGUCGGCUGGGUCUAGGCGCGCCAGGACGAGAGGGGAUCCGGGAACCGAUCAAGCCGAAAGUGAAGCACGACACGUUCGGACUGGGGAUGCAGAUCGAUCCGGAGGCCGUCGCCGCCGUGCAGAAGAAGCAGCAGCAGCAGCAGGAGCAGCGGCAGAAGCUGAAUGCGAAACAGGUGCGUCUCAGGGAGAUGGAGGCCAAGAAGAAAAGUGACAAGCUGCGCGAGAUGUUUUAUCGCAGUGAUGAUGUCCAGCGGUAUCUGGGGGGUGAUGUAUAG
Messenger RNA from Rasamsonia emersonii CBS 393.64, 903 nucleotides. Its product is annotated as G-patch domain protein. Gene Ontology annotation, molecular function: nucleic acid binding. NCBI's taxonomy places the organism in Eukaryota, Fungi, Ascomycota, Eurotiomycetes, Eurotiales, Trichocomaceae. The record is from RefSeq and is a predicted model, not a curated record. The transcript has a single exon. Bases 1 to 903 code for a protein of 300 amino acids.